UGGAAGAAGGAUGAUUAUUUGGAGAUCGGUGAUGAAUGUGGGCGAGAAAGAGCGAGCUAGAUUGGAACGAAAGAGAUGAACGGAGUUGCACGCGAAGCGAACGUUCUCUCGCGAGAGUGAGAGAGUUCGAGGAGAGUGCACAUUGCGAACACGAGUGAGCUAAAACAGAGAGCAACUGUGCGCGCACACAAUGGACGAAUGCCUGCCGUGCUGGGUCUUAAGAUAAAAGGCGUAAACAAUGGAAUAAGCGGAGAGAGAAAAAAGGCUGAACACGCCUUCUUUUAUUCGAUUCGGUGUUCGUGCGGUUGUGUUUUAUACAGUGUGUGCUUUGUUUAUCGCAUUCAAUCAGGGUGCGAUCGGUUAUCUCGAUGGUGAUUUCUGGAGUGCGAUUUUCACUGCUGAGCGCAGUGGUGUGAGUGUUGAACGGAGGACGGGUGCACAAAAGAAGCUGAGAAGCGGAGAAUACCUGAAAGCGCUGCGGUGUGUUCAGGAUGAGAGAAGGUGCAGAACCGGUCGAAUCACUUCCAUUCAGUUUGAGUUUGGCUCUUGUGCAGUAAAGACCUAAAUUGGAGUUGGACUUUUUUUAUUGCUCUCGGAACUUUUCCCAGUGUUUGGAGAAAGAUCAACAUAACGAGUUUCAUUGUGGAAGAAGAAACGAAUUCCAUGAAGACACGCUGUGAAUGGAAUGCAAUUAGUGGAAGAAUCGAAAUAAAGGAAGUCAUUCAAGUGUUUGACAAGUUUUGGACAAUCAUCGAAUGAAUGUGAUCUUUUGAUUGGUGAAUAGUGAAGCAGAUUGAUCAGAAGAGACAAAGCAAGUGCAUUGAUUUUGGAGAAGUAAAAGUGAUUUAAAAAGUUAUCAAAAUGAUUAACCACUCCAUGGCCAGUUUGAGUCACCCACAUUACGGGUUUUCGCUGGGCAAUCAUCAGAUGGAUAUGCCGCCGGCAGCCGAUUUCGCACCUCAGCCGAAUCACAGUCCGGGAAGCGUGGAUGUGAAACCUCGGCUAAGCUUCCCACCCACAUCGCUAGCUGGAUUCCAAACUCACACUCCUACUCAGUCCGGAUCGCAUCAGACCUCCCCAGGUCAAGAUGGACACAUCAAGCGACCCAUGAACGCCUUCAUGGUCUGGUCUCGGCUGCAGCGCCGCCAGAUCGCCAAAGACAACCCCAAGAUGCACAACUCGGAGAUUUCCAAACGUCUUGGAUCGGAAUGGAAGCUGCUCACCGAGGCUCAGAAACGUCCCUUCAUCGAUGAAGCGAAACGCCUUCGCGCCAGCCACAUGAAGGAACACCCAGACUACAAAUACCGUCCCCGACGUAAGCCCAAGAACCCCUUGGCCAACGCCGCCGGCGGACUGUCCCUCGGAAUGCAACAAUCAGCCAAGAACGCCUUAGGAUCAUCGUACCCCUUCCCACAACUCCCGCCGUACUUUGCACCGACCCAUCAUCUCCAACAACUAGAACAACACUAUUCAGUUCCAUAUUUCGGAGGUUUUGACCCACUGACCCUGUCCAAACUCCACCAAUCACAACAGAACAUGCAAAGCACCUCCCCGACGGGCAUGGAAGCCCAGAAGACUCAACAGAUGCCACCUUCCUCGCUCAGUUCGUUCUACUCCAACAUCUACAGUGGAAUCUCAGCAGCCGCAGCUGCUGCCCCGCUUUACGCAGCACAUUCCAACGGUCUGUACAACUCAUCCACGUCGUCCGCAUCACCCGGAUCCAGUCCCAGUACCUCACAGCAGUCCACAGUCCUGCCCAGCGAUAUCGAAAACUCGAUGCGACGGCCCGUGCAGGUCAUCUACUAAGCCUGGAUCACGCAGCGGAUCUCAACGUAAGCAGCAGUAUUCACCGUAGCUCAGUUUACCGCAGAGGGGGCUCGCGGCGAAGUGCUCCAUUCCCUUGUGCUUGUACAUAUGAAGUGAUUUAGAACGAUCGAAGGGAGCCCCGCCCGACCUUCAUGUUAUUUUAAUUUAUUUAUGUGAAUUGAUCAUCCCGCAAAGAAAUGUUUGAAAACAAAAACAAAAGGAACGACAUCCCUCUCAUAGUAGGAACUUUUAUGUUGUAAAACAAUUAGGAAUCGAACCCAUGUGUACAUAGCGUAGAAAUCUAUCGAUGUGAAAAAUGUGAACAAUCUAGAGUUAUGUUAAUCCAACAACUGGAAGGAAUCAUUCAGUAAGCUUUGUUUUAGUUCAACCAAAAUUUAUCGCAAAUCGGAUACACAUUUUAUAACGACAUCACCCGGAGGGGAAGUUUAACUCAUCAGAAUACAAAAAUCUUCAAUCCGUGGAAACGAACCGAGCAUUCGGCUGGUCGGGAGAUUUGAAGGCAGACUGGAACUUAGGUAUCGAAUAGUGUAGAAACAAACUCUGAAGAAGAAAAAAACCCUAACUUUAAUAUUGUUAUUCUCUCAUAGAUGGUAAGAAAAGUGCGACUGGCAGACAGGUGCAGCAGAAUUGUAACUGAGAAAUAAAUAAUUUUGAUGAUUAAAAAGUAAAC
Molecule: messenger RNA, 2497 nt
Organism: Aedes albopictus (Asian tiger mosquito)
Lineage: Eukaryota; Metazoa; Arthropoda; Insecta; Diptera; Culicidae
Product: SOX domain-containing protein dichaete
Exons: 1
Coding region: 862-1806 (314 amino acids)
Biological process (GO): cell differentiation; anatomical structure morphogenesis; positive regulation of transcription by RNA polymerase II
Molecular function (GO): RNA polymerase II cis-regulatory region sequence-specific DNA binding; DNA-binding transcription factor activity, RNA polymerase II-specific
Source: RefSeq, a predicted model, not a curated record